AUGCAACCACAGCAACAGACCGGUGCGCGUCUGCGCCAUCUGAAUCCCCUCAGGCUGUUUCACGGCAACUUUUCGUACCAGGAGCUUCCCUCGGACAGCCGCAACACCUCGCCCUUCACAUUACAGCCUCUGAAGCGAGUGCGAUGGCCGUCACCGAGGCGCGCCGGCGAGGCCAUGCGUUCAGUCCGCUGGUCCCCGCUCCGCAUCCUCCUCUGGACAUUGACGUCUCUCUUCGUCCUGUUGAUGCUCAUUGCGAGUCGCCAUCACAGAUUCCACACUCCGCAUGAGCCCGCAAAUCCGGAUCCAGCAGUCGAAAAGCCUCCGGGCUUCUAUAACGGUAUUCGCACUUUGACACCAGCCAAGGAAUGGGUCCCCCAGAACCGCUACAACAAAUCCGUGCCCGAGGGCGUCGUCGACGGCAACGAAGCUCGUGGCCUUCCCAAGCAACCCGCCUUCGAACCCAUCAAGCUGUCCCCUUACCCUGACUACAAGUCUUACGAAUACACGCAAAAGCACGGAAAGGUCGAGACCUGCUACAUGGACGAUGAGGACAAGGUCGAAGUUCCUGAUGUCUACGUCUACCCUGGACUUCCCAGAAACAUGACUGCUCCCUUCUUCGGUACCCACAAAGAACUCGGCAUCAGAGAUGAUGUUUGUUAUGAUAGAUUUGGCAGACUUGGUCCUUAUGGUUAUGGCUACAAUGCUACUGCUGGUGGUCUCGGUCCUGGUCUCGAUUCGGAAAAUGUCGGCACUGACAAACUCUUCGAGAAGAUGGGCACAGUCGACUACUCCAACGUCAACUGGGGCAAGGCCAUGAAGAAAUGUGCCCACAAGAACAAGGAUCGUUUCGAGAACAAGGACGCUCACCGCAAGGUCGCUCGUCACGCCUACAUUCUCCGCAUCUGGACUGGCUACAACUUCAACUACAACCAGCUCUACUCGCUUCGCGCUAUGAUCGCUGAGCUCUCGCUGAAGUCGGGCGGUGAGUAUGACGUCUGGUUCCUCUUGCACGUCAAGGACGAGACUCUUCCUAUCUGGGCCGACAAGGGUGUCUACCAGAAAGUCAUCGAACAGAACAUGCCCAAGGAGUUCUGGAACAUGACUGUCCUCUGGUCCGAAUCUCAACUGCUCAACUACUAUCCUCCCCCUUUCGCAGAGCCUUUCGAGAACCCCUCUGGCCAUAGUGUUCACGGCGUCUACCGCUCGGCUCACUUUGCUCUCCAGUGGUUUGGCCAACAAUAUCCUGAUUACGACUUCUACUGGAACUGGGAAAUGGAUCUCCGCUACAAUGGACAUUACUACGAACUGAACACUGCUCUUGGUGAUUGGGCUCGUAGACAACCUCGCAAGGGUAUGUGGGAGAGAGCAGAGAGAUUCUGGAUUCCUGAACUCCACGGUACAUACCAAAACUUUACCGAUAUGGUCGAGCGUGAGACCCGCGAGAACGGCAAGAGUCCUAUCUGGGGUCCCCCUGCUUUCCAGCACGAUGGUCUGACUCCCUCUCCAUCCGACACUACUCCUCCCACGUCGUACGACAAGGACGAAUUCAAGUGGGGAGUUGGCGAAGAAGCCGAUCUCAUUACUUUCAAUCCUCUCUUCGACCCCAGCAAGACCAACUGGGUUUUCCGUCUCGACGCAACUGGCUACAGCCUCAAGAUGCCUCCUCCACCUCGCCGCUGCGCCAUCAUCACUGUCUCGCGUCUCUCCAAGCGUCUGAUGGACAUUAUGCAUGAGGAAACCUGGAAGUACCGCCACACCAUGUUUCCUGAGAUGUGGCCUGCCUCCUGCGCUCUGCAACACGGCCUUAAAGGUGUAUACGCUCCUCACCCUAUCUACUUCGACCGCGAUUGGGACCUUGAAUACAUGGACAGAAUGUUCAAUCGUCCUCGCAUCGAUGUUGACAGUCCUUUCGGCUGGGGUGAACAUAACUUCAUCGGCAGUUCCUUCUACUAUAACUCUGGCUUCAGUGGUGCUCUUUGGCGCCGCUGGCUCGGUCUCCGAGAGAACAAGGAGGGAGGUACCAGAGAUGAAGAGACUGGCACUGGACGCAUGUGCAUACUUCCAAGUAUUUCACAUCCUGUGAAAUUCGAAGUAGGCGAGAAUAAUUGA
Aureobasidium uvarum is the source of this 2109-nucleotide messenger RNA. The record is from the annotation of a GenBank genome assembly. NCBI's taxonomy places the organism in Eukaryota, Fungi, Ascomycota, Dothideomycetes, Dothideales, Saccotheciaceae.